CUUCAAAAUGGUAUCGAUUUUUAGAUUAUUUUUCAAUCUUUAAUGUUUUCAUUAACACUUUUAAUCUCAUUUAUCAUUUUGCUUUUGAUUUUGUGAUUUUAUACCAAUAGAUUGAUAAAGUUUAGCUGUCUGUGAAUCGAUGUUUGUGUUUUAUCCUGUGAAGUGAAUUUCAUAAGUUCAGUUGGAUACCAGUUGAACCAGUUAAUCUGCAUUGGAUGAAAAGUUUUUUUUAAUUGUAUUUCGCAUAAUCUUAAUAAUCUUUGGAUUCAAACAAUGCUUGGUUAUUUGAUGAAAAGUGUUUAUGACAAGAUUACAAAGCUACCUUGAGACAGUUUUUUUGAUUAAACUAUUUUUUUUUUAUAUCUGAUAAAGGGUAUAACUGGCUUUAUUUCAUCAACUUUAACAGUAUCUUUUAAAGGUGUUGGAAUGAUUAUCAAUUGCUGAUAAUUAUUGCCUCAUCAAUGGAUGCAGCUAAAAUUGAAUUGAUGAUGUAACAAAUGACGAGUUGGACCUGUUAUCUUUAAAUAAAAGUAAAUUUAAAGCAAAAAAAGAGACAAGAUAAAGGGUCAAGAUGGAAACAUUUGCCAAGAAGAAUAAAAUUAUCAAUGAAAAUGGAUCUAAUUUUGGACUGAAAUGGAACCUUAAAGGGUCGUAAAGAGAAAAGAAAAGGAGCGAACCAGAUUAACCCGAAAAGAAAAGGACAGAGAAUAAAGGACUAAAGAGACAGAACAUAAGAAAUAGAAGUUGAACGAGAGCCACGAGCCAAAUAAAAAAAUCGGAAGCUGUUGGCACACAAGAAGACGCAGAACAAGAUGGUAAAGAGGGAAAAAAGAAAGAGCCAGGAGGAUGAAAGAAAGACUAAAGAAAAGUGAUACAAAGGCAGAUGUCAGUUAAAGUAUUGAGCAAAUGUUCUUUUUUCCCCUUAAUUGUUACCAUAUCUCGGAUAAUUAUUACUGUUCUUGUUCUUGUGUAUACAUAUUCUCAUCAUACAAACUCACAAUGAAGAUACUUAAAAAAAUUAAGAAUAUAACUCGAUGUCCUAAACAUAAACAGGAUAAAAAUAUUACCAAUCAACCUACAGCCAUUUUAUUUCACCAAGUUCAUGGUGAUAAUAUUCGUUUAUCUGGCAAUGGAGCCAUUGCUGAACGAUUGGAAAGUUUUUGUGAAGGAAUUGUUUUCUCAUCUCGUCCAAUUAAAGUUGGCGAACAUGUUUCAAUUAAAUUUAUGACCUCUUCAACCAAUUGGAAUGGUGCUCUUCGUUUUGGAUUCACUACAACAGAUCCAAUCAAAUUGAAGGGUCAACUACCCAAAUAUGCUUGCCCUGAGUUAACCUCUAAAUCUGGAUUCUGGGCCAAAGCAUUAAGUGAUCGUUAUGGUGUUGUCGAAAAUGUUUUAUCGUACUGGGUCGAUGAAUCUGGUAAAGCUCAUUACUCAAUCAACGGUGAUGACAAAGGAGUAUUUUUAACUGAAGUUGAUGUUUCAAAAACGAUAUGGGCUUUACUCGAUAUUUAUGGAUCUACCACUGCAAUUAGAUUUUUAGAUUCAAGGUAUAUUUGUGAAAACAGGUUAACCGAAUCCAUCUAUUCAACUCCUAAUCACCAUCAUCAACCAUCAUCAUCAUCAUCAUUACCAUCACCAUCCGGUUCAUCUUCUUCUCUCCCUGAAUAUUCAACUAUUCGACGAACUUCGGCAGUCAACCGAGAACCUUUACCUCAAAUUUACCGAGGAAAUAACCUAUCACCGUUACCUUUCCAUAGGACUAGAGGAUGUAACAUCACUUUAUCCAGUGAUGGAUGUGUUGCUGAACGAUGUGACUCUCAAUAUUCCCGUGGAUACGUUUUCUCUCAGCGACCCUUACGUUUAGGUGAGAAAAUGGUUAUCCAGAUACUUAAAACGGAUGAAUUGUACACUGGAAGUUUAGCUUUCGGUUUAACAACCUGUAAUCCAUCAACAUUGAAUACUGAUGAUUUACCUGAUGAUCCUCACAUCCUUCUUGACCGCCCAGAGUAUUGGAUUGUAAUUAAAGAUGUUGCCAACAAACCAAUUGCCGGAGAUGAGAUUGCAUUUAAAAUAACUGAAUCUGGCCAAGUUAUUAUGACCAAAAACCGUCAACCUCCAAUUACUUUGAUGCAUAUUGAUCAAACUCAAAGUUUCUAUCCUUUCUUCGACCUUUAUGGAAGUACAAUCAAGGUUAAAUCACUUGGAGCUAUGAUGUGCGAAAAAGUGAAUUCAAUCAAGACAAAUAAUCAACAAAACAAUAGUCAACAAAAACAGUUAAACCUUAAACAAUCACCAUCUUCCGCUUCACAAGUAACUUAUUACUAUUCACCACCACCUCACCAUCAGUCGAGAAUGCCAUCAAAAAAUAUGGUCACUCUUAGACAAAAAUACUGGUCAACUUAUGGUUUAUCCUCUGAAAAUGAUUCAUCAUUAGCUAAUCUAAGUCCAUACCAACAAUCAUCCAAAUUAUCUACAUGUCAAACUAUUCCAUCCAGUCAUUCUACCGGAUCUUUGAAUGUUGAGUCGGAAUGCACAGUUUGUUUUGAGGCGCCCAUUAAUUGUGUCCUCUACACUUGUGGUCAUAUGUGUAUGUGUUACGAUUGUGCAGUUAAACAAUGGAAAGGGCAAAAUGGUGGUCGAUGUCCUCUUUGUCGAGCACGAAUUUUGGAUGUUAUCAGAACUUAUUAUGCUUAAAACAUUCGUUUCCCGUCUUUACACAUUCAAGUUUUAUCUCGAUAUCAUCUAUAAAUUGGUUACUAUUAUCAUCGUUAAGAGCAACACGAUUAUGGAAAGGUAAAUCCUUUUCAUCGAUCAACAACAGUCAAAGUGAAAUCUAAUCAAACGAGGUUCAUUCUGGUCGAGAAGAGAUAACAUCUCCUCAUGAACAUAAACUUAAACGUAAAAAAAUGGAAGAAUCAACAGAAGGAAAUAUUGCCAUGAUUUCAUACAUGUUAUCAUUUUCUACAUUUUCAAAACUCUACAGUCAAGGGAAAGUUUUUUUUCGUGAAGUGAAAAAAAAUCGUUUCUACUUUAAAACUGUAACAUUACUUACCAAAGCUGCCUAUUUGACAUUCAAAAGAACAGUCCAAGACUAAUGAAAGCUCAAACCAAAGCCUCUAUUAACCAUGAUGUAAUGAGAAAUUGAAAUCUGAUUUAAUCUUGAACAUCAAAAUUGUCAGCAACUUUUCUCAUAACUCAUUGGCAAAGUUUUUAUCCUGUUUUUCCUGCUUCAUCUUGUAUUGACAUUUUACAAGCAAAAAGGGCAACAUCAAGUGCAAGGAAUCAAGAAUACAUUCACACAGUAAAUUUAUAAAACAAGAGACUAAUUUUAAUUAUGUAUUCUUAGUCUACCAAAAAAGUUUGGAUUCUCUUCGAACGGAAAUGGCGUCCACCUAUUUUCUUUUCUCCAAAUUUUCUCCUCCAUAAACUUCCGCUGAUGUUUUUUUAAACUGAUCACACCCGAGUUUUUCAUUUGAAAGAUAAGAAGCAAGCAACAAGAAAAAGAAAAGAAUCUUAUACAAUAUGUAUUAAUACGAACGAAACAACGGUUUUACUUAUAAUGGUUAUAAGAAUAACAAUUUGUAAAGGAAAUGGGCAUCAUCAUGAUGAUCAACAAAAUUAUGCUGCAUCUUCCUUCGUUUUCUUCCACUAUGCAUUAUGUUUUCAUCUUUUCUCAUCUUUAUCAUCACCAAGCCCAGAUCAAUAAAAAAACUGGGCUUGCGAAGUCAACUAAAAUUAUUUACAAAAUGUAAUAAUAUAUUCAAAUCCUUUAUUUUUUCACCUAAAUGUAUAAUAACUGAUAUUUUUUUCUGGAAUCUCUGUUGUAAUUAAUCUUUUGAAAAUGUCUUUUGUUUUCAUGAAAAUUAAACAAAUUGGCAAACUGAAUCUCUUCACUGCUUGUACAAUAUCAAGUCUUGUAAAUAGUAUAAUGUAAUGGUUAUACUUUAAUGUAAAAAACGCUAAAAUAAGGAUAAACUGUGAAUUAAGAUUGAAAAAUAAAUUUUUUUAUAUU
Molecule: messenger RNA, 4012 nt
Organism: Tetranychus urticae (two-spotted spider mite)
Lineage: Eukaryota; Metazoa; Arthropoda; Arachnida; Trombidiformes; Tetranychidae
Gene: neur
Product: E3 ubiquitin-protein ligase neur
Molecular function (GO): ubiquitin protein ligase activity
Source: RefSeq, a predicted model, not a curated record